CAAACCCUUGAGCACAAAAAUAUUGCUCUAAGAAAUGUAUAAUAAUAUAGAGGCACAUCAGCAUGUGUGUGUAUAUAUAACUAGGAUUGCAAAUCAAGUACAUCACAACUUAUGGUUGUAAGAUUUUUCUCGACUUCAACCAUAAAAUGUAUCCUUCUUCUAAUGUCCAUAUAUGUCCUGCACCAGCAGUUUCUCCUCUCCCAGAACCAAGUGCUCCACCACAGUGUUAUGGUCCUCCCAAUAUGUGUUUUUCUACACCAGGCCCAGGGCAGUGGUCCACUGGUCUUUGCCAUUGCUGUAUAAACACUUGCUUUUGUCCUUGCAUCACAUUUGGACAAAUCGCAGAAAUAGUUGAUAGAGGUUCCUCAUCUUGUGCAGGAUGUAGUAUUCUAUAUUUUCUACUAUCUUUCACAGGUUUCCCAUGCUUGUACUCGUGCUUUUUCCGAACAAAAUUGAGGAGACAGAAUCGCUUACAUGAGGAACCUUGCUUGGACUGUCUAGUGCACUUGUGCUGUGAGUGUUGUGCACUGUGUCAAGAAUACAGAGAGCUCAAGAAUCGUGGUUAUGUUAUGGGAAUAGGUUGGGAAGGCAAUCUACAUGGACAAAACAGAGGAGUUGCAAUGGCUCCGACCGUGUGCCCCGGCAUGACAAGAUGAGAAGGAUCUUUCACAGUGAAAACUCUUUCUAUUCCUGCUUGUGUGCUUCUGUUACAUUUUCUCCCUUUUGUAUUUGCUUUUCUCCUGUACUUUGCACAGUUGCACUGUAAAGAUGACAAGAUUAAAAAGAAAAAGAAGAUAUAAUGGCAUGAUAUAUAGUUUUCUCAAAGAUGCAUUUUACAAGUAUAUUCUACCUUCAAACAUUAUCUGUGCCAUCUUCUUCAGAAUCCUUUCUAUGUAAAUCUGGGUGGGGGAGCCUUUAGCUCGAGGCGAAACCGGGUCACUGAAACAUCCACAUCAACAAGUACUGAGUCUUCCUGCUUAAGAUAUCCUCUCAAGACUUCCAUGCCAAUUUCAUUAUCAACCAACUGAUGCACUACCCUCUUAACCUGGCCUUACUCCAAAUUUAGAAUCGAAACCCAAAGUUCCUUGCAUA
This is a messenger RNA of Tripterygium wilfordii, 1092 nucleotides long. Its product is annotated as protein PLANT CADMIUM RESISTANCE 2-like. The coding region runs from base 147 to 656 and encodes 169 amino acids. NCBI's taxonomy places the organism in Eukaryota, Viridiplantae, Streptophyta, Magnoliopsida, Celastrales, Celastraceae. The transcript is spliced from 4 exons. The record is from RefSeq and is a predicted model, not a curated record.